Messenger RNA from Helobdella robusta, 2901 nucleotides. RefSeq lists its product as hypothetical. The transcript has a single exon. Bases 1 to 2901 code for a protein of 966 amino acids. The record is from RefSeq and is a predicted model, not a curated record. NCBI's taxonomy places the organism in Eukaryota, Metazoa, Annelida, Clitellata, Rhynchobdellida, Glossiphoniidae.
AUGGCAGCCGCAAAACGCAGGCACGUCUACCAAACUUCAAAAGACUCCAAAACUUUACUCGGGGACGAAAACGAAGACGAUGAACUUUUUCUCAUUAACGACGACGACGAUUUUUUCGACGUUGAACCAGUUGUCCUAACGAAGCAACAUGUUGCGCAACCGAGGCGGCAACAUUGCGAUCACCACCAACAGCUUGAACAACAUCUUCAGCAACAGCAGCAACAACAACAAUUUGUAUUGCAACAAAAAUUGUUGCAACAGCAGAGACAUGCAAUUGUAAUGCAACAGCUCAAACAACAACAGCUACAAAAACAUUGUCAACAAAUUCACAAUCAGCAUAUUAAGCAACAUCACUAUCAAGCUUAUCUCUACAACAAACAACAUCUACCUCACCAACAACAACUUUUUCAACAAAAUUUCCAGCAACAGUUUCAGCAACCGCAGCAAGAAACCGACAUGGCUCAACAGAGGCAAACAUCAAACAACUACUUACCGCACCAACAAUCGUCACCUAUCAGAUCAGCACCAACUCUCACAACAGCAUGCGCAGAAUUUCCGUCUCCAACGACAAACAGUAGGAGAUUCUCGCAACAAAUAACUGGCCACAGUGUCUCUAGUUGGAGAAACACAUUUCAACAACUAUCACGUGAUCUGCAAAUUAUUUGCAGCAGCAGCAGCAGAGAAAGUUUAAAUUUUAUAAACAGCAGGCCAAACAGUCCGAACAGUUCUCUAGUUUUUAUGAAUAGCAGACCAUCCUCGUUCAAACAUGCUUCGUCGACAAGCGUCAACUCGGGAGAUGUUUUUCUUGACGGUUCUCAGCUGGCGAGUCACGAUACUCCGGAGUUUAGACGUAUCUCUAUGAGUUCAGUUCAGUUCGACGAUGAAACUCAAAAACUUUUUAAUUGCAGCGUUGCUGGUUGCGCGAAUAACAUCACAAAAUGUGGCGACGCAAUUGAGACAAAUUCGAGCAGCAGAAAUUUACAUGCAACCAACAACACCGCAAGAGCUUUUGACAAUUCAACUCCUACCGAGACCAGCUUCAGUAAUUCACACAUUCAGCAAAACGGUUCAGAAGACUCAGCAGUUGAUGAAAAUAUCGUCAAAACGAGUAAAUUUUUCAUCCCGACGACUCAGUCUGUUAGCAGUGAUAUCCAAACAAAUCCUUUAAAGCCGAUAAAAACGACGACGUUUUCAAGUGUGCUCAUAGUUCCCGACACCCCAGAUUCCUGCGAUCCUUACGAAACAAACAUUUUUGCUAUAGAAAGUGAUAUAACUAGUUUGGGAUUUUCAGACAAUCAAAUGACGAAGAUCAAGGUGAGACACGAGGAAACAGAAGUCAGUUUAAACAGAACCUUAGCCUUGAUCUGUCGCAGCAACAACAGUUCUCCUAAAAUUUCCCGAAUGGGUAAAUUUGAAAUUGAAAAUGAUAAUGACUACCAGGUAGAUGAAGAAAGCGAUUUGGAUGGAUUUGCCAAGAAAACUGAUAACGAAAAAGAAAGAAAACGAAGAAUUUCUUUAGAAAGUCGUCUGAAAAAUUUCAGACAGACCACUUGCCCGCUUCAGCAAGAAGAAAAAGUUGAUGUACAAAACCAGGUAUCAAUUAUGUCCGAUACUACCCACAAUCGUCUUUCGCUAGAUUCCUCCAUGCAGACUAUCUUCGAUGGGAAGAAAUUGUGUGAAAUUUCUAAGAAGAGUAGUCUAGAAAAUAAUCUGCUGCGUUUCAAGUUAGAAUUGAAUGAGACCAACCCGUACAUGAUUGGAGUCAGUGUGGAUGAGGAGAAUGGAUUCCUAACUAUAUUCGAAACAGUUUGCGCUAACAACUUUGAUGAAGUAAGCGACGAAACUAGUGCGAGCAAUGAAGAUGAAAACAUGGAUGCUGGAGAGAACGCGCUCGAUGAUUCUGACAGCGGCAUUAUUGAUCUAUCUGAAAGUUUAAACAGAAAUAAUAAAAACCUCAAAAAACUUGAAAAAACACCAUUUGAUGAUACGAAAAACCAAAUAAAAGCAACAAAUGACAAAUCAGUCCACACCGGCAUAAGCAGUCACAGCAGCAAUAGCACAAGCAGCAGCGAUAGCAACGCAAGUAACGAAAGUAACAAAAGCAGCAGCAGUUUCACCAGCGGCAACACAAGUUCAGGAUUUGAAGAUGUAGACACCAUGCUCGCCACGAGUCCGUUGUCCAAUUCUGAACAUGCUGCGUGUUUAGUUGACGGGAAGUUGAAACAAAAUGAAAAGAAAAACCCGUUGAAGAAGCACGUUUCUAAUAACUCGUGUAAACUCGGUGAAAAUGAAAAUGGCGCCAACAUCCUUCCGAACAGUUCGACCAGCAACAACAGCGUCUCAACACAAAUCAACAGCUCAGCGUCUGCAGCUGCAACAACAACUAACCAGCUGCACCUGCUAAGAAUUUGUGAGAUGACAUCUAUUGAAUGCCUUUGCUGCAGUGUUGAGAACAAUGCCUUGUACAUCAGGGAGAGACAUCACGAGAAUGAGUUUUUAAGUUUUGAAGGUAUCCAAAUGAAGUACCUCCCAAUUAUAAACGAGGACUUAGUAAACUGCAAAGUUGUCAUAACGCUUUUUGUACCUGAGCAAGUCAGAGAUAAUGUUCAAGUCAAAACUAUUGACAACAUUCUGGUGCUCUCGGCAGGUCACAUCCAACAAUCAGGGCAACUUCCCAUUCCCAAAGUUCCAUCACCGCCAUCAUCGCCAACAAAUUCAUCAUCAUUUUCAUCGUCGUCGUCGUCUUUCUCGUCAUCGAAGCUACCGAGCUUCAGAGUGGCCCUGACCCUUCCGCCGGAAACUGUCACAAGGUCAAUCGAAGCCUGGAUGAGUCACGGAGGUCAGCUGGUCGUAAGAGGAGACACUGUGAUUGGUGGGAGAAGAAUGACGUGUACAUUUUAA